CCGUCCAACUGCAGGCCGAAAGGAUCCGAAAGAAUAUAGUUUAUUUUAGUAGCCGCGUAGGUUAAACAAAAUAUCCAAAAUGAGUGAGGAUGUGCCCGAGUACUCGCCUUUCUUCGCUGUGAUGGGAGCCUCCGCGGCCAUGGUCUUCAGUGCUCUUGGAGCUGCAUAUGGAACAGCAAAGAGUGGCACAGGCAUUGCUGCCAUGUCAGUGAUGAGGCCAGAACUCAUCAUGAAGUCCAUCAUUCCUGUGGUCAUGGCUGGUAUUAUUGCCAUCUAUGGACUGGUGGUGGCAGUGCUGAUAGCAAACAACAUAUCUGAGAGGGUCACCCUCUAUAAGAGCUUCCUGCACCUGGGGGCUGGUCUGAGCGUUGGCCUGAGCGGUCUGGCCGCUGGUUUUGCCAUCGGCAUUGUGGGCGACGCUGGUGUGAGGGGCACUGCUCAGCAGCCACGACUCUUUGUGGGCAUGAUCCUCAUCUUAAUCUUUGCUGAAGUCUUGGGCCUUUAUGGUCUUAUUGUGGCUCUAAUCCUGUCAACAAAAUAAGUGUCUCCAUCAGCACCAUCUCAUUCAUUCCACAUCAAAGCAGCAAGAACAAAUAGGAGAUUUUCACCUGCAUCCAUUACACCUGGGUCUGACAGGAUAGGAUGGCAACACAAACAUUUAGGCAGCUCCGUCCUCAGUAGAUGUGAUGUACCUGCAUUGUUUUGGCCAUCCGGUUGUGUCAGGUCUUGUGCAUAUUGAAUGGGCAUGAAGAUGUAGUGGUUGUUGUGGGAUGAUAUGUGGACAGUCCGCCUGAUUUGUUGUCUGAUCUUAACCUGUACAGUGAUCCAAAGUCCCUCCACACCCUGUAAAUGUAGUGACCAGUCUGUGCUGUGAGUGUGAGUAUACGCGUUUACCUAUGCCCCUUUCCAGGUAUUUGUUUUUUGUUUGUGAUUUUGUCUUUUUUUUUUUUUUUUUUUUUUUUUUUUUGUCUUGGAGAUUGCUGAAAAGUUGUGCACAUUAGUAUUUUAUUUUAUUUUUCAUGUUUUUGGGGACCAUUUUUAAUCAUAAUGGUGAGGAGAUAUCAGGACUUUUUCACUAUUUAUGAAAACUUGACUUGAUGAAAGUGUCUAAAUGGAAAACUGUUUAUGAAAACCCUGUAUACAUAAAAUAUAUAAAUUAUCUGUGUAUAGUUAGAUUUAUUGCACUGUUACAUUGUUGGAAUUCCUCUGGAUGUAGUGUGAAUAAUAAUGGAGGAUGUCCACAGGUUGUGACGAUUAUGUGAGCGUGUGUGCAGGAGUGUGUGUGUUUGUGUGUGGGUGAAUAAUCUGAAUGCUCUAUGUAUGCAAGUGAAGUUAUGUUAAAUAUGACAUUCUUACACACUAGUAUCAUUUUUCUGUAGUGCUGCUGUCUUUUUUGUUUGUAUUUGGUUAAGGUGCGAGCUCACUGUUCAGCCAUGCCUGUCAGAUUUCCAAAUAAAAUGCAACCUCCUCCAGAAAUAA
Periophthalmus magnuspinnatus is the source of this 1479-nucleotide messenger RNA. RefSeq names its product ATPase H+ transporting V0 subunit ca (gene atp6v0ca). The record is from RefSeq and is a predicted model, not a curated record. Gene Ontology annotation, biological process: proton transmembrane transport. The coding region runs from base 80 to 541 and encodes 153 amino acids. NCBI's taxonomy places the organism in Eukaryota, Metazoa, Chordata, Actinopteri, Gobiiformes, Gobiidae. Gene Ontology annotation, molecular function: proton-transporting ATPase activity, rotational mechanism. The transcript has 3 exons. Gene Ontology annotation, cellular component: proton-transporting V-type ATPase, V0 domain.